Medicago truncatula (barrel medic) is the source of this 3435-nucleotide messenger RNA. RefSeq lists its product as uncharacterized. The transcript has 4 exons. NCBI's taxonomy places the organism in Eukaryota, Viridiplantae, Streptophyta, Magnoliopsida, Fabales, Fabaceae. The record is from RefSeq and is a predicted model, not a curated record. The coding region runs from base 211 to 3027 and encodes 938 amino acids.
CCCAAAAAGAGAAACAUGAAUGCACCAUGUCUGUCUGAAAUCUGAAUAUAUCGUGACAUUCGUUCGUUUCUCUCUCUCUCUCUCUAAAAAAACUCUCUCUCUCUCUCUCUUCAAAAUCAAAAUCCCCCCAAAACCAAACCCUUAUUAACUCCUCUUUCACUUCACCCCGAGAUCUAAUCGAAAACCUUGAUAUAAGGUUUUAGUGGUAUCAUGGAAGAACCAGAAAAUGUUUCAGAAACCACUGUGACCCAUGAUGUGAAAGUUGGUGGUGAAACCCUAGAUGGGUCUGUGGUAUGUGGGGGUCACAAUGAAGUGAUUUGUGGUGAUUCUGUUGGGGUAGGUGGUGGGACCGAAUAUCUGGUUGAGGAAUCUAAGGUUGUAGAAUUUGAAGAUGCCGGUAGCGAGAAUGCGGCGGCAGUUGAGUUGGGUAGCGUUGUUUUGGGAGGGGAAGUGAGAGAUGAAGCAGUAGUUGGUAGCGAGUCUUGCACAGUUGUCGAAACAACAAUCGAUGACUUCAAUAUGGUGGAUGCUGCCAAGGCCGCAGAUCAUAGGGUGGCAAAUACUAGCAAUGAUGAUGCUUUAACGGGUAGUUCUGUAAGGGAAGAAAAUGUACAGUGCUUUGGCCUUGAAAAGUGCAACGCAAAGGAGCAAUUGAUAGUUGACAACGAUGUGAGUGGUGUUUCUUCCUUGGAUGCUCAACAAUCUGAUGUACAUGAGGGGAUGCAAAUAGAUGGUGAAGAUCAACAAGGAACAGAACGAAACGAAAUAGUGAAUCACACUGCAGAGGUUAAAGGUUCGUCGGCAUCUAUUGAGACUGAGGAAAACUUGGAUGCUAAUGCAAUUGUAGAAGAAGACACUCAAGUUACUGACCAAGGGAGCCAUGCGCCAUUGCGUGAUGGAAAGGAAAAAGUCAACGAGGAGUCAAAUGGUGGUCAGGAAAUUGAAAAAGUUAAUGAAGUUGGGAAGAGAAAACUAAGAGAUAGAAAAGCCGGAAAACAUGCACUUGUGAAGCCUGGUAGUUCAGAAAUAGUUCAUCAGGCACGAUAUUUGCUGCCAAAAGAAAAAGAAGAAGGCGAGUUUUCUCUCUCUGAUAUGGUUUGGGGCAAAGUGAGAAGUCACCCAUGGUGGCCUGGGCAGAUAUUUGAUCCGUCAGAUGCAUCUGAGAGGGCAAAGAAGCAUUAUAAAAAAGAUUGCUAUUUCGUCGCAUAUUUUGGUGACAAAACAUUUGCAUGGAAUGAAGCAUCUAAGCUAAAGCAUUUUAGGGCACAUUUCUCCACAAUUGAAGAGCAUAGGAAUCGUUCAGAAUCAUUCCAGAGUGCUAUUAAUUGUGCUUUGGAUGAAGUUUCAAGACGAGUCGAAUAUGGGCUAGCAUGUUCUUGUAUACCUAAAGACACCUAUGACAUGAUUAAAAGCCAGACAGUAGAAAACACCGGGGUUCAACAAGAAAUAAGUAUCACACAUGGGGUGGAUGAGUCUCUAAAUGUUGACUCAUUUUCACCUUUGAAUCUUAUAGAAUAUGUGAAAACACUAUCCGAGUUUCCUACGGCUGGCUUUGAUCGUUUGGAGCUUGUGACUGCUAAGGCUCAGCUGCUUGCUUAUAAUCGUUUUAAGGGUUUCUCUUGUUUGCCAGAAAUACAACAUUGUGGAGGUGUUGACCCGGACAAUUCAUUUUUUGUUGACAAUGAACAAGAUUUGUGUGAAGAUACUGAGAACGCAACUCCUGUAGUUAAAAAAGGCAGCACCCGUCAAAAGCGUAAAUAUAAGUUCAAGGACACUUUGCAUCCGACAAAGAAGGAAAAAAGGAUGUCAGACCUAAUGAAUGGGACUCCAGAUUCUCCCGAUAGUGAUGGUUGGACUCCAGAUAAUUUGGUUUCACCUGAACAUUCCAAGAAAAGGAGCAAGAGCGCUAUUGAUCCCUACGCCGAUGACUCUGAAAUGCAAGAUGGGAGAAAAACAAUUUCUGUUGCAAAAGUUUCAAAUACGACAAAGUCAUCGUUUAAAAUCGGUGACUGUAUUCGUCGGGCUGCUAGUCAACUCACUGCGUCAUCUUCUAUAAGGAAGUGUUCUAGUGACCGAUCUCCAAAGGCAGAUGGAGACUUUGAUGUUUUUCCUGAUAAUGAAUCAGAUGUGUCUCUCCCAACUGAUGAAGAUGAUCAGGAUUCGACAGAAUAUUCGUCUCUAGAUGAUUUGCUAUCUUCACUUCAGCUUGUGGCACAAGAACCCCUUGGAGAGUAUACUUUUCUGAAUGGCAGCAUAGUCAGCUUUUUUUCUGAUUUCAGAAAUUCUGUAGUUGUGGCUGCUGAUUGGAAAGAGAUUUUACGUACGGAUAAUUUUGGUAUUAAGAGAAAGAAACCCCCAAUAGUUGGAACUGGAUCACCUGAAACAUUUGAAUUUGAAGAUAUGAGCGACACAUAUUGGACUGACAGGGUCAUUGACAAUGGCACUGAAGAGAAACCAGCGCAACAGAAACCAGUGCAACAAAAACCAGUGCAACAACCAUCACGGAAAAACCAGAAAAAAGACGAACAACCAGUCUCUGCUAAGUCACCAAAGCCAGCUGUUAAAUCACCAAAGCCAGCUACCAAGUCACCAAAGCCAGCCCAAGUUAAUCGUAAGCCCUAUUCCAAGAAAAACAAUUCUGAAAGCAAUCCUUCCGAGGCUCCCGAAAAACCUCCUGGUUAUAUAGAUGACAAUGCUCCUGCUGAGCUUGUUAUGAACUUUGCCGAGCUCAAUUCUGUUCCCUUAGAAGCAAACCUUAACAAAAUGUUUAAGCGUUUUGGACCACUUAAGGAAUCUGAAACAGAAGUUGAUAGAGUAAGCAGCCGGGCAAGAGUGGUCUUUAAGAAAUGUGUGGAUGCAGAGGUAGCUUUCAAUAGUGCUAAAAAGUUCAACAUAUUUGGAUCAGUACUCGUAAAUUACCAACUUAAUUACACUCCAAGUGCACUGUUCAAAGCUUCAUCUGUUGAUGCAACACAAGACCAGGAAAUGGUUUUCGAUCUCUCCAAUUUUGAAGUUAAUAUGGUCUAGAUUGUUUGGGAAUGUUGACAAAUGAUAUUGCGGCAUAUAUUUGACCGAAGAAAUUUUUAUGAAGUGACUGCUGAAGGUAUCCAGAAUGUUGAUUCGUCCGGACAUUAAUUUUUCUGUGAAAGAGAUAUUUUAGGUAGUUUUGUGUAUAGCUUUGUCAUCUGACCCUCAUUUGUAGUUGCCAUCACUCUCCUUAUUGUUUUUAUUUUCUCUAGUCUGAAUAUCAAUGCUACAUAUACUAGUUAGCAGUUACUAUACUAGUCAUCCCUUUAGAGGGAUACAAGUUGGUGUUGGGCGAUUUAAUUGUAUGCAUCAGUAGUUUUAAGUGCAGUGGUUGUUAAUUGUUAACGUAUCGUUGUUAAAAUCUUCAUAUUUCAUUGCAUGUGGUUAUUAUGUUGACACUUUUAGACA